AUGGACUCUAAAAGCAAUUGCACAUUACAUUUUGAAUGGAAAACUAGUCUGGUAUGCAGCAGAAAAUUAGUUGAAUUCGAUAAGGAUAAGUGUGCUGCAACUGUUAAAAUAUCUAGUCAAAAUGUUAUAAACAAUAUAACUAAAAAUUUGAAUAAUAUUUUGAGUGUCAAUAAUUUAGUUGAUGAUUCAACAAAAACAAAUUACCAAAUUGACUUCUGCAAUGGAUCUGUCAGUUUAAAUGGAUCGAAAUUUUUUGGAAAUAUGAAUCUUGGAUAUGAUAUAAUUAAGAAACAAUUAAUUGCUAAUUUUCAAAAUACAAAUGAUAAUUAUUUCACAAAUGUAGAAAUUAUUGUUGCAUGUACCAAAUCAACAGAAAAAUUAUCAACAUUUCAAGUUAUUUCAACAAAUAACGGAGUAAGAAUCUCUACAUAUUCUAAAUGUGUGUGUUGUAUGGAUUUUAAUGAUCACACAUAUGAAGAAAUGUGUAAGACGUAUCAAUCAAUUUCUAUAUCAACCACAAAAACUGUGGAAAAUCAGCCAUCUAAGGGUUCCGAGAAUAACAAAUCAAUUGAAACUAAUAUUGAACUUACUAAAAUAGAAGAAACGUACUUAUCGGUUACAGAGCAAAUUGAAGAAUCUGUGACACUUAUUGAAAACUAUAAUACAACUCUACAACAGUUCUAUGGUAAAGAUGUGACUUCUGAUAAUUUUACUGAUUUAUCAAUAAUUAAGAAAAAAGAAGUUUCUGGUACUUCAUUUUAUACAGUUAUAGUACUAAUGGUCUUAGUAUUAUUACCAUUAAUAUGGAUUUACCGAUGGAAGUUACUGAAGGAAAUAAGGACAGUUUCUUACACUCUGCCAUUUGCCAGGCGGAGACGUGGAAGUUAUAAUCGUAAUUUAAUGUAA
Molecule: messenger RNA, 906 nt
Organism: Macrosiphum euphorbiae (potato aphid)
Lineage: Eukaryota; Metazoa; Arthropoda; Insecta; Hemiptera; Aphididae
Source: the annotation of a GenBank genome assembly